This is a messenger RNA of Sclerotinia trifoliorum, 1690 nucleotides long. The record is from the annotation of a GenBank genome assembly. Lineage: Eukaryota; Fungi; Ascomycota; Leotiomycetes; Helotiales; Sclerotiniaceae.
ACCUCGGUCUAAACUAAUUCCAUCACAAUCUAUAACAUAAAAUACCCAGGCAAUUAGAUAUCCAAACCGCCUAAAAUAUUUACAACCACCCCUCGCUUAGUACUCAUCAACCCCUCCAAGCUCACCUCCAAAUCUCAUACUCAGCACCUAGGGGCACCCACAAUGAGCGAAGACCUCCUCAACGAAAUUGAAGCUAUAAACUCUAUCUACGGUCCGUCGACCCUCGUCUCCGCGGAUGAGACUAGUCCCUCUAAUGAAAUAAACGAAAUAUACAUUCUCGCACUCCCAAACCAAGAUACAUCACUACGAAUACAAUUUCCAGCCGCGUAUCCAGAUGUUCCGCCUGUAAUAUUGGGAACGCAGCAUGCGGGGCAAAAUGCAAGGAAAGGCGAUGCAGGGAAAUUGGUAGAGUUUGUGAGGACGGUUGUGGGGAGAACGUGGAGAGUAGGUGAGGUUUGUUUAUUUGAUGUUAUUGAGGAGGUAGAGGGGGGAUUUGGGAUAGGUGGUGGCGUGAAUGAAGAUAAAGAUGAGGGAGAUGAGGAAGAAGAAAAAGGAGAAGAAUUGAGAGAUGAUGAGGAAUUAAGGGAUGGAUAUACACUCCUUGAACGGAAACAUGAAGAACAAAAUCAAAAUCAAGAUAUUUCCAUCACUCACCCCCCAAAUUGGAUCCUCUCCUCCAUAACCACAGAAUUAAAAUCUACAUUCAUCGCUCGCUGUAUUUCCGUCUCUUCUCCGACCCUCGCUUCCCAAUAUAUACAAAAUCUUCUCUCGACGGAUAAAAAAGUUCGCUCGGCAACUCAUAAUAUUACAGCUUGGCGCAUUAAAACGGAUAAUGGGAUUACGUAUCAGGAUUGUGAUGAUGAUGGGGAAUCAGCGGCAGGAGGAAGACUGUUGCAUUUAAUGCAGUUGAUGGAUUUGUGGAAUGUUAUGGUCGUUGUUACGAGGUGGUAUGGAGGGCAGAAGUUGGGGGCGAGGAGGUUUGCGGUUAUUAAUGCGGUGGCGAGGGAUGCUUUUGUUAAGGGGGGUUUUGUGGUGGAGAAAGGAGACGGGAAGAAGGGGAAGAAGUGAGGUGGUGAGGUGAGGGGUUUUGGGUUGAGUAAGUUGAUUGGCUGGGAAUUCUGGUUGGAAAUCGAUUUGUAUUCGCUAUUUGCCCCGUUGCAUCGGAUUCACAUCUAUGCGCCUCUAUUCUCAACCCUCUCGACCUUCUCAACCCUCUGAACAACAAUACAUCCGUCCAAAUUACCUCCAAAGCAACCCAGAAAAUACAAAACUCCACUACCCAUCACAACACCUCCCCAACUAUCCCCCAACCCACCCCAGCAAACAAACUACCUCCUUUCCAUGAAACAGCAGUCUCUCACACAUCUCCUGCAAAAAAAAUCAACCAUUUACCCGAUUCUCAAACCGCAAAUCCGAAAAUCCAGGACUUUCAUAAGUAAGUUUCUCCGCGAGGUAAGAUUUACAAAAAACCUUGAUAUCCUUAUAAGCUACCGCUCAUUCGAGCGGAGAAAUCAGCAAUAGGAAUGAGUAUGAGUGGUUAUGUACUCGUAUGUGUUGUAAUUUGGGAAAGAUUUUGAAUAUUAGAUAGCGGAUUUGAUAGAUUAGGUAGAUUAGAUUAAGAUGGGUGGAUAGAUAUUAUGAAGUAUGUGAAGUGUAUAGAAAUGAUGUAAGGGAAUAAAUAGUAAAUAGA